AUGUUCGAUUUCAAAACAUCGCCGGCGUGUCUGGCAGAGACAGCUGUCGCAGCAAAAACAAUGUCGACUUCUCAACGCACAAUGCUGAAUGGCAACACCAAAUUCCAUGACAUCCCAACGUCAUCCAAGCAACUCAGUCCAUCAUCCAUGUCAUCAGCGCUGUCUCAUUCUCAUAGGUAUCAUCAUCAUCAUAGCCAUUCUAACUUGUCAUUAAUAUCAUCAUCAUCCUCAACCACUAGGAAUUUAUCAUAUUCACUUUUUUACUCAUUUCUAUGCUUCAUCAUCCUGUCAUCCAUAACCACAACAACACUUGUCAACGCUUCUUCAGCAUCCGCAUUGUAUUUCAAAUCUGAUCUUCAUACACAAUUAAUUUCAAACUCCAAUUAUGUUGUGUUAAAUCAAAAUCCAGUGUUUUGUUUUUAUUGGAAGAAGGAUUCGGACAUUCUGAAUGGUACCAUUGUGAGUGAAAUUGGAUUAAAAGCACAAAAUCAGCAACAAAAGAAUAUUAUUGCCAUCAGUUUGGGAGUACCAGAUUAUAUUGUAGCAAAGUCCAGUUAUCCAUUGACGCCUCUAGUAGAUGUAUUUGUUUUUGAUGAUUUUACUGCCUAUGAUAUGUUUUAUAAGGAAAACAAUACAGACGUGACAAGUUUUACCACCAAAGACAUUUUUCACAGAGCUAAAAACGAUACUCUUUUUGGAGGCACCAAUAAUUUGAAGGUCACAAAUACGUACGAGAAGGAAUUCGAAGGAGAUGUGAUUUUCAAAGUGGUUGAAUUCAUACGACCCAAAAACACUUCUGAUUAUUCACAUGACGUUUUAUUUCCAAUGAAAAAGAAUGAUCGAGGAAUUAUGUUUUUAAAUUUUGCAAUUUGGAAGACAUCCAUAGAUUCAUUAGAUAUUUUCAGUAAUUUUGAAAUUGACUCAUCCAAUACUGGCUAUGGGUGGUUUGAAUUUCAAUCCAUUUAUUAUUAUCCAAUUUCUACAACUCUUCAAGCUUUGAGAAUUGUUCACGGUAUUUUAAUGAUCAUUGGAUUUACAUUGUUGUUGAUUGUAUCCAUGCUCACAGUGAGACAUUCACAGAGAUUCAUCUCUAAACGAAAAGGAGUUGCUCUGCAUGCAACACUGUCCAUCAUUGCUGUGGUUUGCAUUCUCAUAGCUAUUAGCUUGUCCAUUGCUGCAUGUUCCAUUUCAACGAAUCGACACUUGGAUAGCAUUCACAAAUGGAUUGGUCUCUUUGUGAUGAUAUUUAUUGUACUUUAUCAAUUACCCUUUUCUGGACCAUUCACUUUCGUUUAUAAUUUUAUUUUCAUUAAGAAAUCUGCAUCAUCACGAUUGCCUCAUAGUGAAGAAUCACAACGAAAUAAUGAAGAAGAAGAAGGUGAGAGUUUUCUUUCAAAAACUGAAAAUACAAAGAAGAUCAUUGGAGCCAUUGCUUCUUUCACACACGUAUGGGGAGGACGAUUAUUAAUCGGUGCUGGAUGCCUUAAUCUUUACUUUGGAAUACAUGGAAUUUAUGCUCCUUAUCCAUGGUUUAUUGGUAUUAGUGUUUUCUUAGCUUUGAUUUUAUUGAUUGCAUUGUUGGCUGAAUGUGUGACUCCAAAACAAGUGAAAAGAUUGACAAAGGGCAAGUUUAAAAAGCUAUUUGGAGCAAACACUGAGUAG
This is a messenger RNA of Naegleria lovaniensis, 1662 nucleotides long. RefSeq lists its product as uncharacterized. The coding region runs from base 1 to 1662 and encodes 553 amino acids. Lineage: Eukaryota; Heterolobosea; Eutetramitea; Acrasida; Naegleriidae. The record is from RefSeq and is a predicted model, not a curated record. The transcript has a single exon.